AUGAGUACAUCUGCCUUCUCUAAGGCGGGAUCUACGCCCUCGAAGACGCCAUUCAGCGCCAAAAAGACGUCCACGAAGAAGAAUACGAGUAUUCUCAGUUUCUUCCAGAAGACGGAUGGACCGCCCAAGGCGACUUCGACUCAACAACGGAUUACGCAGUUUGGGUCGAAAAUACCAAGGAACGGAAAGAGUCUGAAGAGCGGAACUCGUUCCGGGACCGGUGCUGGCGAUAAUCUUGGGGUUUGGAGACAGAAUAGUGCCGGUGGCAAGGAUGCGGGGGGCUUGUUCUUUGACGAUAAGAGGGGGAGAGUUACUCGUACUGAGGAGAAUAAGGAUAACGAUGGGGCUGAAAUUACGAGAGGAAGAUCAAGGACGCCUGAUGAUGAUCUCUGGGAGGAGCGGGAAGAUGAGAGGUUUAAUGAAAAUCAUGCUGCGGUUAAAAGACGGAGGAUACAAGAGGCAUCCUCGUUGGAGGAGGAAUCAAAAGAGGAUGUUACUGCAAAAGAUAUAACUCCUGUUUCAAUAAAGGCAAAGAAGAAUAAUGGACCGUUCAUCGAUGAGUCGGAUAGCGAGGACGAUCUCGAAGCUUUCAGGGAGGUUGUCGAUGUCCCCGAUGAGUCGACAUCGAAGCCGAAGUCCGACGGUGAACUCGUUUUUGGUGCCGCUGCCGGAGACAUAUCGCCAAAGGAUGAAUCAUCCGAUACGCCGCCCCUAGCUGCCGAGCGCCCUCCAUUGGUAAGAGAAGCCACGAGCCAUAUCGAAGAUGAUGAGUUUGCCGAUUUUGACGAUCUAGAAGAAGAUGAAUUUCGGGGCGAAGACUUCCUAGAGGGGCAAUGGACGGAGGAGCAGAAGGAUCUUGAACUCCGGGGAUAUGAAACCCCCGAAACCUCUGGCGCCGGGGAGACGAACGAAGAUACGAAUAACGAAAUACCGUCAUGUCCAAUCUGCCAGGCGAGCCUUGGUGGUCUAUCUCAUAGCGAAGUAUCUGUGCACGUCAACAACUGUUUGGAUGGAAACCCCAGCCUAGUGCCGACAGCCAAGAAAACCGUUACAACGACAGCAUCAAUGUCCAGAGCUGAACGCGCUUCUAUCGCCCGACCAGCACAAUCAGACCCGCAUGCAAUCCACGCAAGUGCUGCUACCUCUGCGUUCUCGAAGUUGAUGGCCGGAAAUGCCGAGGAUAGUGCGUGGGCAGCGGCAGCGGCUCAUGAGGCUGCAUCUCGUGGCAAACAAGCUUAUGAACGGACGUGUCCUUUCUACAAGAUUAUCACUGGUUACUCUAUAUGUGUCGAUGCAUUCCGCUACGGGGCGGUUCAAGGUUGCAAUGCCUACUUUCUAAGUCACUUCCACAGUGAUCACUACGUCGGGCUGACUUCGUCAUGGCGCCAUGGUCCUAUCUACUGCAGCAGAGUCACAGCGAACCUCGUACGCCAGCAGCUGAAAGUCGAUCCGAAAUGGGUUGUGGACCUCGAGUUUGAAACGACAACAGAAGUUCCUGGGACUGACGGUGUAAGAGUCACCAUGAUCCCAGCUAACCACUGUCCUGGAAGCUCCCUGUUCCUGUUUGAGAAAACCUUUGGCAGUGGAUCGUCUUCCCGACUACAUCGUGUUCUUCACUGCGGUGACUUCCGAGCUUGUCCAGCUCAUGUGCAACAUCCAAUGUUGCGUCCUGAAGCGAUCGACGUGGUGACUGGCAAGACCAGGCAGCAGAGGAUCGAUGUCUGCUACCUCGACACGACUUAUUUGAAUCCAAAGUAUUCUUUCCCGCCCCAGGAUGACGUUGUCAAGGCCUGCGCCGAGAUUUGCGUGAGCUUGGAUCAAAACGAUGGUGAUGCAGCAAUGUUCGCGAAAAGUAACAAUGGUCAUGCUGCUGGGGGGUUGACUAAGUUUCUCUCCAAUGCGAAUACUAGUGGAGAUGCAACUCAGAGCUCCUCCGCCGGUCGCGGGCGGUUGCUUGUUGUUGUUGGGACGUAUAGCAUUGGCAAGGAGAGGCUUUGCGUUGCUAUCGCCCGUGCCCUGAAAUGUAAGAUCUGGGCCAACCCUGCGAAGCAGCGCGUCUGUUCUUGCCUUGAAGACCCAGAACUGUCUGCUCUGUUGACGGAUGAUCCGCUCGAAGCUCAGGUUCACAUGCAAACAAUCUUCGAGAUCCGGGCCGAGACGCUUCAAGAGUAUCUUGCUUCAAUGAAGCCGCAUUUUUCCAAAGUUGUUGGGUUUCGUCCGACCGGGUGGAACUACCGCCCACCGGCGGGGAGGAUGCUGGAUAACCCACCUGUGUCGGCUGUGCUGCAUUCAGAUAACUGGAAGACUCGAUUCUCAGUCCGCAACCUUGUGCCUCAGCGUGGCAGCACGAAGGAGAGUUCAUGUUUUGGGGUGCCGUAUAGCGAGCACAGCUCAUUCCGCGAACUGACCAUGUUCUGCUGCUCUCUGCGGAUCGCUCGCAUCAUCCCUACUGUCAACGUGGGCAACCGUAAGACGCGCGAGAAGAUGAAGGCGUGGUUUGAGCGAUGGGAGGUUGAGAAGAGGAAGACCGGACUCUUCCGCGCCGAGGGCCAGGAUUGGUGA
This is a messenger RNA of Paecilomyces variotii, 2562 nucleotides long. RefSeq names its product putative DNA repair protein Pso2/Snm1. Gene Ontology annotation, molecular function: damaged DNA binding; 5'-3' DNA exonuclease activity. The transcript has 2 exons. Gene Ontology annotation, biological process: double-strand break repair via nonhomologous end joining; interstrand cross-link repair; protection from non-homologous end joining at telomere. Bases 1 to 2562 code for a protein of 853 amino acids. The record is from RefSeq and is a predicted model, not a curated record. NCBI's taxonomy places the organism in Eukaryota, Fungi, Ascomycota, Eurotiomycetes, Eurotiales, Thermoascaceae.